Messenger RNA from Betta splendens (Siamese fighting fish), 1262 nucleotides. RefSeq names its product olfactory receptor class A-like protein 4. Gene Ontology annotation, biological process: G protein-coupled receptor signaling pathway; sensory perception of taste. The coding region runs from base 120 to 1121 and encodes 333 amino acids. Gene Ontology annotation, cellular component: membrane. The record is from RefSeq and is a predicted model, not a curated record. NCBI's taxonomy places the organism in Eukaryota, Metazoa, Chordata, Actinopteri, Anabantiformes, Osphronemidae. Gene Ontology annotation, molecular function: G protein-coupled receptor activity. The transcript has 3 exons.
AUUGUCGUCCUGUGCGUUUUCUUGUUUCUUGACGACAGCAGUUGCAGAACCUUCUUCUAUCGCGGUGGAGCUCCGCUUGCUCGCCCGUCACGCACCGGCGAACCUGCCCGAGGGCGCCGAUGGCUCGUCUGCUCGGCUCGCCUGCACAGACGGCCCUCUACACCGUCCUGCUGGGCCUGGCCGUCGUGGGGAACGCCACCGUGGCGCUGGUGGUGGGCAGGAGUGUGGUAACGAAGCACGGCGGGGCCGGCUGCUCGGACGCCAUCAUCCUGAACAUGGCCCUGUCCAGCCUGCUGGUGUCUUCGACGAGGAACAUGGCGGUUCUGGUUUCAGACUGGGGCUAUGAGAUGCCUGCCACUAAAAUGCUGUGUCAGCUCCUGAUGGGGGUGUGGGUGUGGCUGCGCUCGGUCAACGUGUGGUCCACGUUCUGCCUCAGCGCGUUCCACCUCCUGACCCUGAGACGAGCGCGUCCGACCCACGGGAGCCUCCGUCGGGCUGUUCCCGCGGCGCUGCCGAUGAGCCUCGGCCUCAUCUGGCUCCUCAACUUCCUGCUCUCCACCCCCGCGUUCAUCUUCUCCACCAACGGGGGCGUGAACGUCACAGAGUCGCUGAUACUGGUGAGCAGCACCAACCGCCCCGUGCUGCGCUGCGUCUCCGACUUCCCCUCCGUCCACAGCGGCCUGGCCUUCGCCACCACGUCUCUGGUGAUCCAUGAAAUGACCCCCGUCGUCCUGAUGGCCUUCACCAGCCUCUCCUCCCUUCACACCCUCUACAACCACGGCAGGAAGCAUCCUUUGGAGCGAAAUGCCGUGAGGCGCGUUCCUGCGGAGCUGCGGGCCGCUAAGGUGAGGUGCUGCGUCGCGGCGCUCGGACCCGGCUGCUUCAUGCCGUUUUACCUCUUCCACCAGGUGAUUCUUUCCCUCGUCAUGCUGUUCGUCGCAUCCUGGGGAACCAGCGUGAUCUCCGUCACCUAUUUCAACUACAACCGCAGCUCCUCGACGGAGUUCCUCCGGGUCAUCACUCGCUUUUGCAACGUCGCCUUCCUGUCUCUGUCGCCGGCGGUUCUGGCGUUCGGGCAUCGGGGGCUGCGUUCGUUCAUCAGGUCUGUGCUCGCUCGCUGAUGGAGCCCGGGGCCCUGGACGCGCUGCUCACUCAGUGCUGCUAGUUAGAAUUACUGCCAUGAAAGUAGUUUAUAGCACAAUUUAUAGCGAACGUGUGAUAGAAAAUGUGAUGAAAGGUGUAGUCUGCAUUCGAAGGCUGCU